AAAAAAGGCUCACAACCAUAGACUGUAUACUCAAAAUAUAUUUAGCUUGUGACCACUUAAAACUAAGUCUACUUGUCUUGACCCCUCGUCCCAUAUUAUGGCCUUAGUGUGGACUUGAAAGUAUUUCACUUCACAGACAGAAACAAUAAAGAAGACAAAUGCUCUCCCCUAAAUCGAUCUGUGACCCCCCUCAGAUUUAUCUUGGUACUUCUGACCUCCAGUGUGUUCACCGCAGCUGAGCGACCUAUUGAUCUCGACUGUUCCCAGUGUAAACCACAUCACCGCUAGAUGGCGCUGUUCUCUCGGAUCCGCCGAUACAGAUCCUGAUUGACAGCUGCACUCGUCCCGCCCACUUCGCUUUUACCGUCCAAUCAACGCUUACGUCGCUUUGUUGACGUACGUUCGCUAACAGCGGAACUGAACAAUCGAGAGGAGGGCUAUCUGCUAGAAACCAACACAACAAGAUGGAGGUGGAGCAGCUCCAAUCUCUGUCAGGCCCAGCACUGGCCCAGGCUGUCAGCUCUCUGCUGGAGACCCCGGGCCUCUACGUCUUCUCUGACAUCCUGGAGCUGCCUAAUGUCAGAGAGAUGGAGAAUGGCCCUCAUGCACCAAUGUACCAGCUCCUCAACCUCUUUGCCUAUGGAACCUACUGUGACUACAAAGAGAGAGCAGCCUCUCUUCCAGAGUUGACUCCCGCUCAGAGAAAUAAACUCCGCCAUCUGUCCAUCAUCAGCCUGGCAUCCAACCUCAAGUGCCUGCCGUACUCACUGCUUCUGCAGCAGCUUGAGCUGAAGAAUGUGAGGGAGCUGGAGGACCUGCUGAUAGACGCCGUGUACUGUGAUAUCAUCCAAGGCAAACUGGACCAGAGGAACCAGCAGGUGGAGGUAGACUGCAGCGUGGGUCGUGACCUCGGCCCCAACGAGCUGCCAACCAUAGUCAACACGCUGCAGGAGUGGUGCACAGGUUGUGAGGCAGUGCUGUGUGGUAUUGAAGAGCAGGUCUCGAGGGCAAACCAAUACAGAGAGAGCCAGUUGAAGGUCAAAGUCCAAGUGGAAACAGAGGUCUCAAACCUACAGAAAACGUUAAAGGCAAGCGCCGCCUCUCCGUCGUCAGGCCCCGCCCCUGCUGGAGCCGCCUCCAAUCAGGACGCAGAUCAGCCUGCAGAGCCACGAGACCCCGCCUCCUCUCAGGAACCACGGCAACCAGGCAAAAAAAGUUCAAAGGUGAAAGGGCUGCGCGGCAGUGGGAAGAUCUGGUCCAAGUCCAACUAAAAACAAAGGACUGAGAUGUGGAGACAAGGCACUGAUGGACACUAUCACUGAUUAACGAGCACAUGGACAUGUUGACGAACAAACGGAUGUUCACAGACACCCUUGUCACACACACACUAUUCACAAUAAAACCAGGAGGCUUCAUGGGAACUUUUCUUGUCACCAAAUCUCACCUUGAUGGAUUCAGAAUCACACACCGGCUGAUGGAAAAUGACAGGUGUGACAUCCACUCUUGCAGUAGGUAAUAGCAGACUGUCAGUGUAUACAAACACACACAUAUAUAUAUACAUGCGUCACUUGUAAUACAGUACAUGAUGACAGAAAAUUAUCCAGCAGGAGUCAGUUGCCUUUGACCAGAAACAGGAUCAGUGUAUUUGAUGUGUAUGUGUGUAUCUCUAUUGGUUUAAAAAAUGUUCUUUUGGGUUUAGAUUAAUUUUUAUGUUGCUUUGUAUUAUUUUUCUCUCUGCUGAGUUGAGACAUGUAUAAAAUCAGAAUAUAAAUUGUCGGGAAAUAAAACGAAGCCCUGUACUUACUUA
Messenger RNA from Anoplopoma fimbria (sablefish), 1807 nucleotides. It is a transcript of the gene cops7a, whose product is annotated as COP9 constitutive photomorphogenic homolog subunit 7A. The transcript has 8 exons. Gene Ontology annotation, biological process: COP9 signalosome assembly. The record is from RefSeq and is a predicted model, not a curated record. Gene Ontology annotation, cellular component: COP9 signalosome. The coding region runs from base 465 to 1271 and encodes 268 amino acids. Lineage: Eukaryota; Metazoa; Chordata; Actinopteri; Perciformes; Anoplopomatidae.